UUGUUCUUGUGCUGGUGGGUCUGGCAGUCAUAUGGAUCCCCAUCAUGCAGGCGGCACAGGGGGACCAGCUGUGGCAGUACUGGCAGAUGCUGAUGUCGGCGGUGGGGCCUCCCUGGGCCAUGGUCUUCAUCAUGGGCUUCUUCUGGAAGAGAACAACAGAGCCUGCAGCUUUUUAUGGCAUGUUGGCUGGCCAAGCGGUCGGGUUUUCGCGUCUCAUCUUGGCGUUUGUCUACCCAGCGCCUCCUUGUGGCGAGGAAGACAACCGCAUCUACUUCCUGAAGAUCCACUUCCUGUACGUGUCUGCUAUGGAGACGGCGGUUUCGGGCGCGGUCAUGAUCGUUCUGAGUCUCAUGACUGAGUCACGCCCCAGAUCGAAGUUACAUCGAGUCACGUGGUGGACUAGACAUGACGUUACAUUGCCUGAUCUGACUGAUGACGAAGAUGAAGCUGACGCCGACGCCGGUGAUGAUCCGAACAAUGGAAAUGAGGCACCGGAAUGGCUGUCCAGACUGCAAGCAUGCUGUGGCCUACAGAAGCGACCAGACAGGCUCUCUGAAGAUGAGGCCAAGGCCAUCCAAGCAAAGCUGACCUCCAUCAAAGAGAAGCCGAAAACCAAAUUAUGGCUUGACAUAAAUGCAGUGAUUCUUUUAGGAAUAACCGCCUUCAUAAUAGGUUUCUACCACUAGCUCAAAUGAGGGCGAUGAUUCCGACGAAACGUGGCUGAGCGAUUGGAGCGCAGGGAUACUUUGUCCGACUCGCCUGAAUAGUACUCGCUCUGCUCGGUAUAUAUUGUCAGUCGAAUUUUGACUUGAGAUGGCAGUCAACAGCCGAAACAUUUUCUUCAAAGAUUAUUUUUCACAUUUAGGCAGA
This is a messenger RNA of Haliotis rubra (blacklip abalone), 870 nucleotides long. RefSeq names its product sodium/glucose cotransporter 4-like. Gene Ontology annotation, cellular component: plasma membrane. The transcript has 4 exons. The record is from RefSeq and is a predicted model, not a curated record. Gene Ontology annotation, molecular function: D-glucose:sodium symporter activity. The coding region runs from base 45 to 686 and encodes 213 amino acids. Gene Ontology annotation, biological process: transmembrane transport. NCBI's taxonomy places the organism in Eukaryota, Metazoa, Mollusca, Gastropoda, Lepetellida, Haliotidae.